Messenger RNA from Penicillium alfredii, 1182 nucleotides. RefSeq lists its product as uncharacterized. The transcript has a single exon. Gene Ontology annotation, biological process: protein phosphorylation. Gene Ontology annotation, molecular function: protein kinase activity; ATP binding. NCBI's taxonomy places the organism in Eukaryota, Fungi, Ascomycota, Eurotiomycetes, Eurotiales, Aspergillaceae. The coding region runs from base 1 to 1182 and encodes 393 amino acids. The record is from RefSeq and is a predicted model, not a curated record.
AUGCAAUUCAACGGAUGGCUGUACUGGUGUAUAAUCAUAGCUAUCUGGCUUUUCUGCGUCGAAUGUGCUCCGAGUCUUCACCCAGCGAAUUCCUUUUCCCCUGUGAGCUUGUCACUCAAGCCCCAGCGUGCCGAACGGGCCUCGUCCGAUUUUCAACGCCGGGCUGGACCAUCAGACUCGAAUGUUCGACCCCAAUCAGCUCAACUCAUCGUCUCAUCACCUUUUCAAUUGCGAUUUUCACACUACACCGUGACGGAAGACCGCGUGGUUGCAGGCCGCACCGAUCCAAUCAAAGUUUAUCGUGCAAAGCUUCAAGAUCUCGAAGAUCCCCGUCAGCGUCCGGAGACUGUGGCUAUGAAGAACUCACAUGAGGAGGAUUUAAUUCGUGGGGGGUUGAUUCAAGCUGAACUCGCAAGACACAUCAAAUACAUCAUGCCUGUGAAAGCGAUCUUAGUGGUCCAGGGUAGGGAUAUCAGCAAGCCAAACUGGCUUAUGCUACCCUUUCGAUCACCUAAGACAGAGUUCCGAAGGAUGAUUCUUUCAAACCAAAUUAACGACAAACUCCGAGUGGUGGCCAUAGCACAAUUGUCAGAAGGGCUGAAGCUCCUCCAUGCAGAGGGCUACUAUCAUGGCAAUAUUCGAGCACGAAAUGCAAUGUUAUGGAUAGACGAGCUGGGUUAUAUGACCAUGCAGUGGAUUGAUUUUGAUACUGUUGGUACUGCUGCAACAGCAACAGACCGCCUAGGCAUAUCAGGAUAUGGCUCACCAGGUACCCAUGUUCUCUUGAUCCUUAACUAUUCAAAUUCUAACAAAUCUCGAACAGAAUGGUUUUAUUUGAAGCGCAUUGAGCAUCAGAAUAUUCGAUAUUCUACACAUGCUUCAGAUGUGUUUUCACUGGCAAUGUUAGCCCUACGAGCAAUAUAUCUCUACCAACUCUCCUACGACGACUUUGUGGAUGAAUGGAAAGACAUAAUCCAACUUCACGAUCCAGAAAGCAUCGUGAGAUAUUUAACCUGGCUGGAAAGGCAGGGAGAUCUCCAAAGAGAAAUGACCGAAGGAAUGCGCAAUGUUUUCGCGCGGUCUCUAUGUUUAGAGAGGUAUCAACGCUUCACUGCUGCUGAAUUUAGUGAUCACUUUAGUUGGGAAAUGAGGUCGGUCAUUGGGAACACUAUGGAAUGCUGA